Molecule: messenger RNA, 1618 nt
Organism: Tachysurus fulvidraco (yellow catfish)
Lineage: Eukaryota; Metazoa; Chordata; Actinopteri; Siluriformes; Bagridae
Gene: smtnl1
Product: smoothelin-like 1
Exons: 5
Coding region: 144-1451 (435 amino acids)
Biological process (GO): actin cytoskeleton organization
Cellular component (GO): microtubule organizing center; filamentous actin
Molecular function (GO): protein binding
Source: RefSeq, a predicted model, not a curated record
GAGAGAGAGAGAGAGAGAGAGAGAGAGAGAGAGAGAGAAAGAAAGAUAGAAGCAGUUCGAGGAAAGCCGGAGUACAAAAGUGGGAAGGCAGUAAAAGAAAGGCAGGGGAGUACUUGUUCUGAUCUUAUAAUAGUUUAGAAUAAAUGGACAGUUCUGCAAUGGCCAGUGAGGUGAAUGGACAAAAGAACAUGGAUGCCACAGGAGAAUCCCAUGAGGAAGACAAACAUAGUGAGGAGGACACAGAGCCUUUGAAUGUCACGGCAGGCAGGACUAAUGAGGAGAGCGGAGAAGAAGAGCCAAAUCCACAAGCCAUCAAGAAAGAAAGUGAAGGUGAGGAUAAUGGGAACGAAGAUGGAGUGAAAGAGAUUGAGACACAAGCAGAAAAGAAAGAGAGUGAUAAAAAGGAGAAGGCAAUAAACACAAAUGAAACAGGAAAUGAAGAAGACGUCAGUGAGAAUACAGAGAAUGUUAUUGAACAGGAACACGGAAAAGGGAGCAGUGAAGCUGAAAUGAAACCUGAUGAAAAGUGUAUAAAAGAAGUUAAAAACGAGGAAGAGAAAAUUGCCGAGUCUGAAAACCUGGCUCCAAAGGCAGCAGGGACCGAAAUCAAGGUCAAAAAUGAAGCAAAGGCUGAGGUAAAGAAAGCAAGCACCAGAGAUAAACAAGAGAAGGCUAAAGGAAAGAGUGGAGUUGCACCUUCCUCCUCUGUCCCCAGAACUUCCAUGCAGUUGUCUUCUCGCCAGCGCGGUGCCAGGCCUUCAGCCAGAAGAGACGCCAUGGCAAAGUUUCAACAAGAUUCGACUCCAGCGGUUCGCAACUUUAAGGUACAGAAGACAUCUACGGGCAUGUCUGUUGGGACAUCAAUCAAACAGAAAAUCCUCCACUGGUGUAGCAGCAAAACACGGGGCUAUGAGGGUGUUUCCAUAGAGAACUUUUCCUCGUCCUGGAGCGACGGCCUGGCCUUCUGUGCACUCGUUCACCGCUUCUUCCCCUCUGCCUUUGACUUCUCGUCUCUGAAAGCCAGCGAGAGAGAGAAGAACUUCACUCUGGCCUUCAGCAUGGCAGAAUCACUUGCUGGCUGCUGCCCUCUUUUGGAUGUGUCAGAUAUGGUACUAAUGGGGAAAAAACCAGACCCUUUCAGCGUAUUCACCUACGUCCAAUCCCUCUGCCAGCACCUCUCCAAAAUUGAGCAAGAGAGAAGGGAGCAAAAGAAGGCAGAGGAAAGCAAGAAACAGGGUGAGGCUGAAAACAAGGCCGAACAAGGAGAUGAAGCAGGGGGCACAGAAGAAAAUGUGGAGCAAGAGAAUACUGUGGAAGAAGAUGAACAAGAAGGAGAGGGGACUGCAGAUGAAGAAAAAGGUGGCACUGAGGAAGAAAGCAGCACACAGGUGGAGACAAAUCAAACUAAAGAUGAGGCAAACACAGACUCAGCAGCUGAGAGCUUGAUGUAAAUAAGUAAAUAGAGAAAUACACUUCACAAGAUUGCUAUACGAUUUUUCUCACAGUAUUAAUCAUUUGAUUAUGAAUGUUUUUCAAAGAGUGCUGACUGUUUUAAUCUGCUUAGCUGUAUUAUCUACUCUAUGUAAAAUGUGUUAUUCUGACCUUUAAUGAUAUAAUG